Pistacia vera is the source of this 1457-nucleotide messenger RNA. Its product is annotated as probable plastid-lipid-associated protein 12, chloroplastic. Bases 82 to 1272 code for a protein of 396 amino acids. NCBI's taxonomy places the organism in Eukaryota, Viridiplantae, Streptophyta, Magnoliopsida, Sapindales, Anacardiaceae. The transcript has 11 exons. The record is from RefSeq and is a predicted model, not a curated record.
ACGGUCACCAACCGUCGACCACUCAUAACCUCAACUCGCUGUCUCACACUCACUCACUGACUCGCUCCUUCUCACUCAACAAUGGCGCUUAGAUUUCAUACAGCAAAUAUUAGCGCAUGUCCACCUCCAUUCACUCAAAGAAGUCACAAGUUUUCCUCUUCAAAGCCCUUCAAACUCUCUCCAACUCGCCCAACUUCUCUUCUUUUGAGAGCUUCAGUUGUGGGCCAGCAGGAGCUGACCUUCACUGAAGAAGAAAACCAACUCAUCGAUGCCCUUAUCGGCAUCCAAGGCCGUGGAAAAUCAGCCUCUCCGCAGCAACUCAACGAUGUUGAACAUGCAGUGAAAGUUCUUGAAGAUUCACCAGGCGUGCCUGAUCCAACAGGAUCUAGUUUAAUUGAGGGUCGUUGGCAACUAAUGUUUACAACAAGACCGGGAACAGCAUCUCCAAUUCAGAGAACAUUUGUGGGGGUUGACAAUUUUAGUGUAUUUCAAGAGAUAUCCCUUCGGAUAAAUGACCCGCGUGUAUCGAAUAUUGUAAAAUUUUCUGAAGCAAUAGGUGAGCUAAAAGUAGAGGCAGAAGCGUCGAUCAAAGAUGGAAAAAGAAUCCUUUUCAGAUUCGAUAGAGCAGCCUUCUCUUUUAAAUUUUUACCUUUUAAGGUUCCUUAUCCGGUGCCAUUCAGGCUUCUUGGUGAUGAAGCAAAGGGUUGGCUGGACACUACAUAUUUGUCGCCAUCUGGAAAUCUACGGAUAUCAAGAGGAAAUAAGGGCACCACAUUUGUGCUGCAAAAGAAAACGGAAUCAAGGCAAAGACUACUAGCAGCCAUUUCGACAGGAACGCAAGUUAGAGAGGCAAUCGAUGAGUUUGUCUCCUUGAAUCAAAGUACAGCUAAAGAUGAACCAGAACUCAUUGAGGGAGAAUGGCAGAUGAUAUGGAGUUCUCAGGUAGAGACAGAUAGUUGGUUAGAGAAUGCUGGCAAUGGUCUAAUGGGCAAGCAGAUUGUCAAGAAGGAUGGACAACUUAAAUUCGCCGUUGACAUCUUACUCGGGUUCAGAUUCUCCAUGACCGGCAAGUUUGUGAGAGCCAGCGCCAACACAUACAAUGUCACCAUGGAUGAUGCAGCCAUUAUCGCUGGGCCAUUUGGGUAUCCUGUAGAGAUGGAAACAAAGAUGGAUCUGGAGCUGCUAUAUAGUGAUGACAAGAUCAGAAUCAGCAGAGGAUACAACAAUAUUCUCUUUGUGCAUGUGCGAACCGAUGGUUCAAAGCAAAAGUAAAUUCCAUGAUUCUAUGAUAUAAAGUGUAUACAUGUAAUUAAUUUAACUACUCUUCGAGUUCAUAUGAAAGAUGUUUUGGUCAAUCACUCAGGGGAAUUAUGUCUCAUGUUGUUACGGUCAAUAGUCGCAAAUCAACUGAUUAAUUUUUGAAACCAUAGAAACCAAAGGAGGUUGAUUCAAAUCUU